Molecule: messenger RNA, 4871 nt
Organism: Callorhinchus milii (elephant shark)
Lineage: Eukaryota; Metazoa; Chordata; Chondrichthyes; Chimaeriformes; Callorhinchidae
Gene: invs
Product: inversin
Exons: 18
Coding region: 77-3430 (1117 amino acids)
Molecular function (GO): protein binding
Source: RefSeq, a predicted model, not a curated record
UUGUUCGGAGCAGAACCACAGCAAAUGGCCUUCCAGCAGCUGGAGAGCUGGAAUCCUGACUCGAUCUGACAGAAGUAUGAAUAGCACAGAGAACUGGCUGCCUAAUGGGUCAACUCUAGCAUCCCAGAUCCAUGCUGCAGCGGUCAAUGGAGAUAAAGCUGCAUUGCAGAAGCUAAUAGUGGGAAAUCCAGAUUUCAAAGACACAGAGGACCAGUUUGGCCGUACACCACUCAUGUACUGUGUGCUUGCUGACAGACUGGACUGUGCUGAAGCACUUCUUAAGGCAGGAGCUAAUGUUAACAAAGCAGAUCGAGGUCAGAGGACAGCAUUACAUCUUGCGGCACAAAAAGGAAAUUACCGCUUCAUGAAGCUGCUGCUUAGUCGUCGAGCAAACUGGAUGCAGAAGGAUUUGGAAGAGAUGACGCCACUUCAUUUGGCCACACGCCACAAAAGUGCUAAGUGUUUGGCUUUGCUACUGAAAUUUAUGGCACCAGGAGAGGUUGACACACAGGAUAGAAACAAGCAAACAGCUUUGCACUGGAGUGCUUACUACAACCACCCCGAGCAUGUGAAGCUACUGAUAAAACAUGAUUCCAAUAUAGGAAUUCCAGACAUUGAGGGCAAAAUCCCACUCCAUUGGGCUGCCAAUAACAAAGAUGCCACAGCCAUUCACACUGUGAAAUGCAUUCUGGAAGCAGCUCCAACCGAAUCACUGCUGAACUGGCAGGACUAUGAAGGGCGAACACCAUUGCAUUUUGCUGUUGCUGAUGGAAACAAAGCUGUAGUUGAUGUGUUGACGCUAUACGAAGGAUGCAACAUAACUUCUUAUGAUAACCUAUUUCGAACACCUCUUCAUUGGGCAGCUUUACUAGGUCAUGCUCAAAUAGGACACCUUCUUCUGGAAAGGAACAAGUCUGGCACUAUUCCAUCGGAUAGCCAGGGAGCUACACCAUUGCACUAUGCUGCUCAGAGCAAUUUUGCCGAGACUGUUGAAGUAUUUUUGAAUCAUCCAUCCGUGAAAGAUGAUCCCGACCUGGAGGGACGAACUGCAUUUAUGUGGGCUGCAGGAAAGGGUAGUGAUGAUGUCAUGCGGACAAUGCUGAGGCUGAAGUCAGACAUUGAUAUUAACAUAUCGGACAAGUAUGGCGGAACAGCUCUGCAUGCUGCUGCACUGUCAGGUCACGUCAGCACAGUGAAGUUAUUGUUAGAAUACGGAGCCCAGGUAGAUGCCUUGGACGUGAUGAAGCACACACCACUUUUCCGGGCCUGUGAGAUGGGACACAGAGAGGUUAUCCAGACACUCAUAAAAGGUGGUGCCAGAGUGGACCUGGUUGACCAGGAUGGUCACAGCCCUUUGCACUGGGCUGCCCUUGGAGGAAAUGCAGAUGUGUGUCAGAUAUUGAUUCAGAAUCAGAUUAACCCCAAUGUGCAGGAUUAUGCUGGGAGAACCCCUCUGCAGUGUGCUGCUUAUGGAGGCUACAUCAACUGCAUGGCUGUCCUCAUGGAAAACAAAGCUGAUCCCAACAUACAAGACAAAGAGGGACGGACGGCACUGCACUGGUCCUGCAACAAUGGUUACCUGGAUGCUGUGAAGCUGUUGCUGGGAUACGAUUCUUUUCCCAAUCAUAUGGAGACCAAUGAAGAGAGGUACACACCCCUUGAUUAUGCCUUGCUUGGAGAACAUCAGGAAGUGAUCCAGUACAUGCUGGAACAUGGAGCUCUCUCUAUUGCUGCAAUUCAAGAUAUUGCUGCUUCCAAAAUUCAAGCUGUGUAUAAAGGUUACAAAGUCCGCAAAGCUUUUCAGGAGAGAAAAAAUCUGCUCAUGAAGCAUGAACAACUGAGGAAAGACGCUGCCAAGAAGCGUGGAGAAGAGAAAAGGAAAGAGGCAGCGCUUCAGAAGGAAAAAAGGAGUUUAGAAUCCCAAUUGGAUGCAGAGAAACCACCUGGGAAUCUGGAGCUUGUCUGCCCUCCUCUGAAUAGGAAAAACUUUUGCAGCUCCACUUCAGAAUGUGACCAAUUGGAGCUGAGAAUAGGGACCGAAUCCAACAGACUAUUUAAAAGCCGAUCUCAGCAAACAUCUGGCACAGAAUCUCCACUUCGAUCUCUCGAGACUACAGGCACCACUCAGAGUCGACCUCCAACUGCAGAAACUGAGACAGGGGAGACGAAAAGGAAAAAAGAGCGACCCAGAAGUUACUCCAAGAGCAGUUGUAUCGUUGAUCACCAACCCACCUGUGCAGAAAACACCUCUGUUCAACCGCAUUCUUCAAGACAGUUGAUUCCUUCAGAAAGUGGAAGUGAUAGGACUGGGAGUGAAAGAACACUCUCCAAAACUACUAAUAGACUCAAAGGCAGGAAUCCCAAACGUGCUGGGUUUAGGUCAGCCAGCACAAUGAAAAAAAUGGUCAAACCGCCAAGUGCAUCACCAUCAAUGGAAAAUGGAUACCAUAUACCAGGAAUACCACGAGGACUUGGAGGACCUGAUACAGGACUGAAGUGUGGUCGGUUCUCACCUGCUGGCUCCAGCCGGCCUGGAAGUGCAAAACCUGUUGUCCUAAAUAGUGUUGAUACUGCUGACUUUACCAUGCAUAAUGGUAACCAGACUUCUGACAUUAAUGUUCCUGUUCUUGACAGUUCUACACCAAACAUACCAGCCAAUGAUUACCUAAAUGGUACCAACGAAAGUGCACAAGACAGAAUGAGCAUUUCUCAAUCUCUUUUCACAGAAGACAACCCUCACAUUUCCGUGAAGAGACACAAUUUAAAUAUUCAGCUUAUUCCAUUGGAAGUCCGGUUACGAUUAGUGGAAAAGGAGAGAAUUAGAAAGGAGCUUUUUCGAAAGAAGAACCAGGCAGCUACAGUGAUACAGAAGGCAUGGAGAAGUUACAAGAUACAUAAAGGACUGUUACAGAUCUUCCAUGAGCGUCAGAAGAAUGGGGUCAGUGGUAAUGAUGAUGAGACAUGGAAACAGGAGCUGGCUGCCUUCACUGUCCAGCUGGUUUGGAGGAAGUAUCUGGAUGACAAUGAGCUGCAUGUCAUUUCCACCCAAAACAUCAAAACAUUCAGCAACAAGAGUUCCCGUAUCAAGACAGCCAAGCAACACACAGUCUUAAAGCAAAUUUAUGGAAAUACACAGAAUGGAAAAGGGUGCAAUGGCCGGCGAUCUUCCACUUUAAGGAGCGGACAAGUCUAUGUUCAGCUCCAAGGAACCUCUGAAUCCCAUGUGAAAGAUACAUUUCAAAGAAACCGCUCAGCCUGCAACACCCUUCUUAAUGUGAGGACCCACACUCAACUUAUGCUUCGCCAGACUCACUUGAGUGACUUGCAACAUGUUCAACGAUUGGUAAACCUAAAGAAGUCCAAAGAGUUCUCGUACAACAUGAGGCCACACACUUCAACAAAGACCCACAAAGCCAGAACAAAAGAAUGAAGAUGGAAGACAGACUAUACUUGUUACUGGUUGCAUUAUAUACUAAGGAAAAACAAUCCACAUGAGUCAACGUGCUUGAAGGUUGUACCAAUAAUCUUGUGCUAUUUUAAUCACUUCAAAUGACUCCCACCACAAGCAGUGACAAACCCGUACACCCAGUUUUAUAGAAGGCUGGUGUUAUACAAGCUUAGAAUGCUCUCUCCAAAUAAUCUGUUUGAAAGGGCAAGAUCUAGGAUUAUAAUAAUAAUCCUUACAUUUGAUAUAUCGCUUUUCAAGUCUUCUUGACGUCUCAAAGCGCUUCACAAAAUAUGCUGUAAAGUGAAUUGACUGUAUAUUUAUGGGCGAAACGUAGCAGCCAAUUGCGCACAGCAGCGUCCCACAAACAGUCGUGGAUUGAAAGUGACCUUUUUAUAAUUAUUAUUAUACUUCAAACUCUCUUCACAUUUCAAGUGGAUACAACACAAACAUUUCAGAUACCUUGGAAUAAGAAUAAGGGAGGGGAAUUGUGAUUGACAGCUGAGUUACUUGUGAAUAUUUGUGCUCCAGCCGUUCACAAACAGCUGUAAACUGUCAAUCACCUCUAAUCCACCCCACCCACUUCCAGUCCAACGGCAGGGAGAGCUGUUGCUGGUCCUCUGCUGGGUGGGAAUGAUAUUUCUUCUAACCUCAGACAACUCUUAAGCCGGACAAAACAGCCUUCCCCGAUGUGUCCAUCUUAACUAGCUUCCACUGUGUAUAUAAAAAGGUAUUUUCUUAGCAGGACAUCCAUUGUUUUUCAGGAAUUCAGCUCCUCUUUCAAAAGCAUUUCUGGUCACAAAUAUAAUUUACGUAUAUUAUUUAUAAUCUGUGUAUAAACAAAAUGCAUGGAACUUUACUCAUGUUCCACAUAACUGUGUUAAAGGUCUCUCAGGUACUCAGACUUAUGGGUAUUUGUUAACUGCUACAAGUUUCCUUCUGUUACUAUUGCUGCACAUAAAUAGCACAAACCCAAGAUUUGUCAUUAAAAUGACUCCUGUAAGCAGCCAUUUACAUUAAUUUUCUGAACUCUGAAAUAUGCCACUGAAUCAGAACUCUGUAAGGUCCCUGGUAGCAUCUAAAUGAUGAUUGUUUGCAAGAGGAAACCACAUGCUCAGUAUCAAAAAACAAUGCAAAUGAAGUAAUCCAUAUUUUUGUGACAAGCAGCUUCCGGUGUGUGCUGUCACACAAAGGCAAAUAAUACAUUUACAUCCAUUGGAGCUUUAUCAACCAUCUCAUCUACCCUCAAUGAUGGGUUUCAACAAUUUACAAGAUCGCAUUGCUAUUUAUUACAUGAUGAUUCACCUUUGUUGAACUAUGUAUGUAAAAUAUGUAUCCAUCCUGUAGAUAAACAUAUUUUGUAUCAAAUACUUCACAUUGUAACAUUUAUUUUUGUAGUUUUUUUAUAUAAAUGCAUCUACUACAU